AUGCUAUUUACUCUUAACAUUAGAUUGCUCAGUCUUCAAAUUUUCCUGGUUUCUGGCGCGUGGUGUGCAGAUGCCUUCACUCUAAACAACUUACCUAGCCAGCUGGAACCUCUGGGCACCAUGAAACUGAAGUAUUUGGCCCAUGGGAAGGGUAAUCAAUAUUAUGCAUGCGACAAGGGGAGAUGGACCCUAGCUGCUACAGUGGUCGAAGACAAACAAUUGCAAUGGGACGCGAGGUACACACCACCGAAGACACCAAUCAGGCCAACCCAAAUCGUCGGAAAUCAUCCGUCCAUGGGUAAAAUGCAGCUUCCAGGUGGCCUCAUCCACAUCGAGAGAAAGCAUCAUGCACCCGAUCCGAACCACAAGAGUCUUGAUUGGGUACAGCUUGAUGUCUUGGGAUAUAGCAUGUUGAAAAGGAUUUACCGCACCCACACUUCUGGAGGAAUCCCAUCCAGACCCACAUGCAAUCCAUCUGACCAGCCAAUGGCAGUUGAGUUUUCUGCUACUGUGAGAUUCAAAUAUCCUUUCAUCUUUUAG
Puccinia triticina is the source of this 540-nucleotide messenger RNA. RefSeq lists its product as uncharacterized. NCBI's taxonomy places the organism in Eukaryota, Fungi, Basidiomycota, Pucciniomycetes, Pucciniales, Pucciniaceae. The transcript has 2 exons. Bases 1 to 540 code for a protein of 179 amino acids. The record is from RefSeq and is a predicted model, not a curated record.